GAGGGGCGUAGCAGAGGGUCAAAACCGACAACCGUUGAGGAAAUCGUGUAUUUCACCAGCGCCGUAUAUCUUCAAAUGCCACACUCGAACUUUUUUCAUACUUCGGCCUAAUCGAUAAUACACGACCUGUUAAGUUUUAACCAUUGCAAUGCCAAGAAUCACGGUGAAAACCACCGAUGGAACCGAGCUGACGCGGGUUUUCCUCGCCGAAGCCUUUGAACCCGGAACUCACCAAUUUCUCUACACAUUCUUCGCGUACAUAGACAAGGACGAUGUCAUAUACUACGGCGAGAUGAAGGAGCCGAAGCUGAAGACAACAAUCGAGCAGAAACUUGCCGCUUUAAAACCCAUGCCUGACGAGGAAAUCUUUCCAAAAUGGCCACCCGGAGCCGAGUUCAUGUUGGCACCAGAGGAAUUAUCCGAGAACGACAGUAUCUUCAUCAAACGCCCGCAAGUUAAGUAUUACAGCGAUUACAAACAAGAUGACUGCCUCGACGUCAUGGCCACCAUGUUUCUCGACGAGCUGCGCGCUCUGGAUAUCAUCGCCAAGCACCCCCAUCCCAACAUUGUCCGCUACCACGGAUGCCGCGUGCGCCGAGGCUACAUCACGGGGCUUGUUCUCGACCGGUACGAGAACAACCUCAACGAGCAUUACAAGGCCGGAGGCUCGGUCGACAAGGGACCCUUCAUGGACGCCCUGGAGGACGCGGUGCGGCAUCUGCACUCGCUGGGCCUCGCCCACAACGACAUCAACCCGGCCAACAUCAUGGUUAAUGACGCCGGCAUGCCGGUGCUGGUUGAUUUUGGGUCGUGUCGCGAAAUCGGCAAGCAGAUGGGCUGCAGCCGCGGCACGGAGGGUUGGGUUGAGGACAUUGACAACUACGAGAUGUCGGAGGCGAGCCACGAUAUCUUCGGGCUGGAGAAGAUACGCGCCUGGUUGGAUAAUCCGGAGCCACUGCGUUGAUAGGGUAGGGCUUUCAGGCUGCAAGAAGGAAAGGGAACGGCAUGGAUACUUAAGUUAGGUAGCUUGAUUUGUCUGACGGAGGAUAUCAGAGGAGGAUGAGAGCUGCAUAUUGUCAUAUUAGACUCACGCAUCUAGAUAGUUCACCUCUGCUUGGGUAGCCACAUCGUCAUGGAUGUUUUUCGUUCUGAUCCCCUUUUACACCAAGACUUCAGAAUGUCAACCCAGCUGGGACGAGAAUUGAACAGACAGGUGUGAAGUUCCACGUACUAUUAGGUUCAGCAUAAGGU
Molecule: messenger RNA, 1251 nt
Organism: Canariomyces notabilis
Lineage: Eukaryota; Fungi; Ascomycota; Sordariomycetes; Sordariales; Chaetomiaceae
Product: kinase-like protein
Exons: 1
Coding region: 149-964 (271 amino acids)
Biological process (GO): protein phosphorylation; mitotic DNA damage checkpoint signaling
Cellular component (GO): nucleus
Molecular function (GO): protein serine/threonine kinase activity; ATP binding
Source: RefSeq, a predicted model, not a curated record